Messenger RNA from Cetraspora pellucida, 928 nucleotides. NCBI's taxonomy places the organism in Eukaryota, Fungi, Glomeromycota, Glomeromycetes, Diversisporales, Gigasporaceae. The record is from the annotation of a GenBank genome assembly.
AAAAGUCAACAAAUCCUUAACUUAUUUAAAAUCCUCGUUUAAAGAAUUAGAUAUAGUAGCUAAGCAAAUUACACCGCAAGGUACAUAUUUUGGCAUUCAUUCAAGAUUUAAUAACAUUGUUGUAAUUGUAUCAUCACUUGAUGAUCAAAGUGUGCAAACCUUUGUAGAAGUUGCCAGACGAUAUGAUGCAGAUAUAUAUUUUGACAUUCGUUCAACAAUUACUUCAGCACACAUUAAAAGGGAUAUAGACACGAGAAAAAUAGGCCUCAUGUUAUUAUCUGGAGGUGGUAUAUAUAAUAAAGUCGAUGACUUCUUUUGUUCAGUAGGUUUUUGGGCAAGAAGUAAAAAUCGAAAUCAAGCAUUACUUAUAACUGCGGGUCAUUGUUACGGGGAUCAUCUUAGUAGAUCGAGAAAAAAUUUUUACACUAUGGAUAAAACCAAAUUAAUUGGCGACUUGGUAGAUCAUUCUACAUCUCCACACGACUUUGGCUUAAUUAGCGUAAAGAGAAUGAGUAAAUUACUUCAACCGUCAACGAACAUAAGAAAUGAUAAAAAUGCUUCAUAUGUUGAAUUAUUUGUCACUGAUGGUGUUCCCGUAUCUAGCCAUGGUGCGCAUUUAUGCAGGGCUGGUGUCAUGUCGUCAGUUUCUUGUGGUUAUGUAGAUGCGUUUGAUGGGAUUUUUGUAAAUGAAUGGGGAGAUUAUCAAACUGACAUGAUUUUUGUAGAUAAGAUGGCAUCUAUUGGUGGUGAUAGUGGGGGGACUGUAUUUUCUUUUUCUGAUUUUUCAAAAUUGAGAUUAGUAACUAUUAAUGGUAUAUUAAUAGCGAGUUCAAGUAAUGAUACAUUACCUAUAUCUCCUUUUAGUCUGGUACUACCUCGAGAAAAAAUUCUUAACGAUACUGAUUUAGAACUUAUUACUAGAUUUUAA